Apus apus (common swift) is the source of this 589-nucleotide messenger RNA. It is a transcript of the gene C13H5orf47, whose product is annotated as chromosome 13 C5orf47 homolog. NCBI's taxonomy places the organism in Eukaryota, Metazoa, Chordata, Aves, Apodiformes, Apodidae. The record is from RefSeq and is a predicted model, not a curated record. Bases 1 to 516 code for a protein of 171 amino acids. The transcript is spliced from 4 exons.
AUGGCGCCAGCCCGCAGCCAGGGGGGCCCGGGCCUGCAGCUGGUUUAUGUCAACAGCUUCGGCUCCCACCGCUGCGGCUCCGUCAUCCGCUACAGCAGGGCUGGUCGGCAGGCUGGGGCGGGCUGGGAUGGGUCCCCUCCUUCCCAGCCAAGCCACGCGGGGGAGGUCGGGGGGCUGAGGGCUGCCCUGGUCCCUGGGGACGAGGCUGACCCUGGGCUGCCCGGCGCUGGCGGCAGGGCUGAGGCUGUCAGCCACCGUCGUGGUCACCUGCGAGAGGAUAAGCCUGACACCUUUGACUUUCCCUUCCCUUCAAGAAAUGUUGAUAAAGUAAUUAAACGAAAGAAACAAAAGUCCAAAGUCUGGUCUAAGGUCUGGAAAGUAAUUUCAAAAAUGGUUGAAGAAAAUGAGAAGUUCAGAAGUCGGCUCUCGACUUGCAGUCGACGUAAUGGAAAAGGCAAUAAUAUGAAUGGAAGUUCAAAGAAUGCAGCAUCCUACCUGGACAGGGUAUGUAUGUAGUUCAUUCAUUGCCAAGCAAGCUUAGAUGCCAACAACAAAAAAUCACAUUAAAAAGACACGCUGAUAUUUUUUA